Pseudophryne corroboree (corroboree frog) is the source of this 4790-nucleotide messenger RNA. It is a transcript of the gene KCTD12, whose product is annotated as potassium channel tetramerization domain containing 12. Gene Ontology annotation, cellular component: presynaptic membrane; signaling receptor complex; postsynaptic membrane. Gene Ontology annotation, molecular function: protein binding. The record is from RefSeq and is a predicted model, not a curated record. Gene Ontology annotation, biological process: regulation of G protein-coupled receptor signaling pathway; protein homooligomerization. The coding region runs from base 402 to 1376 and encodes 324 amino acids. The transcript has a single exon. NCBI's taxonomy places the organism in Eukaryota, Metazoa, Chordata, Amphibia, Anura, Myobatrachidae.
GAUCUACAUCUGCACAGCAUGCAAAUACUGAGCUGCAAACAUCUCCUUUCUGUGUAUAUGUGAUCAGCUGUGCCUGUGCUUCCUCUGCCUUGCUCCCCUCCUCCCUCCCACGCCUCCAGUGUGCAUUUCUACAUAAAAACAGAAACUGCCAGCUCCCUCAAUCAGAAACACAGGAGAAGAGGACGGGAACAAGCCACCUUGUUCUCAGCUUUUCCCUCGCCUUGCAGUCUUUGCAUCCAACCUGCAGAGACGGACAGCACAAGCACUACACUCAAGCAGUGACUGCAUGACAAUCUCUAGUUCUUAGUUUUAUAGUGUUUUACGCUGCAGUACAGCCUAUUUGCAUAUUUUAUUUUUUGGAAGGGAGUGAGGUAACAGGCAUUUACCUCCUUCCAGCCUUUAUGGCUUUACCAGACAACGCACGUGGAUUGCCCAAUGGUGGUGGUGGAGGUGGCAGCUGUGCAGGAGGCAAACCCUUGGAUCCUUUGUUCCCAGAAAUCGUGGAGCUAAAUGUUGGGGGACAGGUCUAUGUGACCCGACACACGACCCUGGUGUCAGUUCCAGACUCUCUGCUCUGGCGUAUGUUUUCCCAACAGAAACCAGGAGAGCUUGCUCGUGACAGUAAGGGACGUUUCUUCCUUGACCGGGAUGGUUUCCUAUUUCGUUACAUAUUGGAUUAUCUGCGAGAUCUGCAGCUUGUUUUGCCAGAUUACUUUCCAGAGAGAAGUCGACUGCAAAGAGAAGCCGAGCACUUUCAGCUUCCUGAACUAGUAAAGCGUCUGAAUCCUCUGCGUAUCAGCAAGGACAGCUCCAUAGGGGGUGAAGAGCCACCUUUACUCCUCACCCCAGCAACAAUUCAAGACUCGGAAUUGGAAACAGCAGUCAUUACCUCCUCAACCUCUCCUGCAGCUGGGGUGCCCUCCCCAACAUUAGAUCCGUAUCGUUUUAAUGCCUCCUCUUCUUGCAGCCCUGCCUCAGUCCCUCGUCUCACUCCUUCCCAGUCCCUGGAAGGCAAAAGGUCUGGAUACAUAACAGUUGGCUACCGAGGUUCUUAUACUAUAGGACGUGAAGCACAGGCUGAUGCAAAGUUCCGAAGAGUUGCUCGUAUCACUGUCUGCGGCAAAACUUCCCUGGCCAAAGAAGUUUUUGGAGAAACCUUAAAUGAAAGCCGAGAUCCUGACAGACCUCCUGAGAGGUACACCUCCAGGUACUACCUCAAGUUUAACUUUCUGGAGCAAGCUUUUGACAAGUUAUCUGAAUCUGGCUUUCACAUGGUGGCCUGCAGUUCUACAGGAACAUGCGCAUUUGCCAGCAAUGACCAGAGUGAGGACAAAGUGUGGACCAGCUACACUGAGUAUGUGUUUUGCAGAGACUGAAACUUUUUAAGCAAUCAUCAAGAACAUUUAGUCACUGAUAUUAUAUCUGUUGAUCACAAAUGCAAUGAAAAAGGAACUUUAACAUUUUCCAACCGGGAGGAAAACAUUGUGUGACUGGUCUAUCUACUUUCAGAAUAUUAGUUUUUAAGACAGUAAGAUUUAAUUUUCUGGGCAGCACAAUGCUUAUGAAAACUAGAACUGAUUACUGUAAGAACUAUCAUGCUCACAAAGGAUUGUGAUUUACGGCUGUGGAAAAAGUGACACGUUGUAUCACAGAGGCAGGAAGAAUUCUAAGUCAUAUUUCUUAAAUUCUUCCUGCUGGAAUGUGUCAGUACAGCACUAGCCCUUUCUGCUUUAGGAAGCACAAGAUAUAUAACAGUUGCUCCACAGAGAGCUGGGAAGAGAAGAGUCCAUAGGCAACUUGUAAGCAUUCACCCUCUAAACCUUUCUAUUCUAUAUUGAAUAAUAAUCAUUUCAUUUUUGGCAACAUACAGUAGCUCACCCACUAUAUUAGAAUGUAGAACUGCAAAUGUGUAAGUUCAACCCAAGGUUCAUUUUAUUGAAUGUCUUUAUUUCUGCUCAGUUCCUGAUCUCCAGCAUCUCACAUUAUGUACACAGUAUGUACUAAGCUUUGGAGUGAGAUAAAUGGACGGAAAUAAUAUACCAACUAACUAGCUCCUAACUGUCAUGUUUCAAAGACAGCCUGUAACAUGGCAGAGAGGAACUGACUGACCGGUACUUUAUCUCCGUCCACGAUAUAUCUCUCCAAGGCUUAGUAUAUAGACCCCUAAGGCUAAUAGACACUGUCAUGAUUCUAAAUAAUGAUAGGGACAUAGUUUUUAGUCACAACAGCAUUUUGUCAUUUUGUAAUAAAAACUCUGGUUAGAAAAAAUAAUAAUACAUACAGUAUAAGUUUUUCAAUAUGUUAUCUUGCAUUUGUUCCGGGCGUUUAUCAAAGCUUACGUUUCAUUUACAAAAAUUGCACUUUUCUUAUCCGAGUGUUAGAGAAAGCUUUGAGACGUUUUGUUUGUGCAGCCAGCAUUCAGCACAGUGUUUGUUCUGCUGAGAUCUAGUAGUACAAAGCCUUUGUGAUUCAUCGCUUCCAGACGUUAAUUAAAAACAUUAAAGGGCUUAUUUACAGAGUUGCUGCUCACCUAUCUUAGUAAACAGUCUAGCUGUAAAUCAUACAUUUUGGCUGGCAUUGGAAAUAGGAGGCAUAUAUAAUAUUAAAAACAAUGUCCAGCCAUGCUAUACAUUCUAUAUGCUCCAUUCAUGUAAAUAGCAUUGCACUGUACAUGAAAGUAGCUAAGCAAAGAUGAUCCCACUACAGAGAAGAGAGUCUCACUAUGAGCAUCUUAUUGUUUUAUCACAAUGUAUCUGAAUAGUGGAAAUCGACCUUUCUCAUUUGCAGGUCUCGUUGGAUGAAUUAGUAAGAUUUUCAUUAAUAAUGAUAAUUUGGUAAAAUGUCAGCAGUCUGGUACACAGGCUUAAUCUUCCACAUAUGUGCAUUCAGGUGAGUCUGGUGAAAACACAAAGGCAGCGUAGGACAAAUGAUUUAUUAUCCCUUUGCUGCAGCAGCUAUUGAAAUACAAUGAGUCUGACUUGAUAUGACCACUGUUGUCUACUGAAGCACAUUAUAAAUGAAUGAGUCAUUAACAUAUUAUGCCACUACUGAAAUAUCACUUAUUAUGAUUACAUGAACUCAGACAACCAUGGCUUUACCAAAGAUUGCCAUUGCAUUGAUUUAAUAAUUUAAGUGUUUUUGUUCUGCAAUAAAAUAAAUUUAGCAUAUAAACAAUUCAGUGCUCAUACGCCUUUGUAUCUGCAAGGAGCUGCUGAGCUGUGCAGAUGUAUGUCAGAUUUGGGGUACACCGUAUCCAUGUUUAUGGUAGUCUUAUCUCAGUCUUAUUCCUGAACGGAACAUAUUUCUAUUUUAUAUUACAACAAAGAAUCAAUAAUACAAGGAAGCAAUAAAAAUAAUCCCAAUAACCCUAUUGAUAAAUAUCACAUUACAGCCUAUUUACCAUGAGGAAGUUGAAACAUUUACAGUUGCCUCCAAGUAUUCUGAGUAUUUGAAUACAAUGUCUUGCUAAAGCUAUUGCCUAAGUGACUAACCCUAUGUCAUUUGCAUAAAGUAAUCAUUAAUAAGGGAUUCUUAAAGAAGCCCAAACUCAUUCCAAUGUAAUACUGCCUUCAGAUUCCCAUCAUCAGUCUUGGGCUGACUAGAAAUGAUGGCAUUUAUAGUUAAUCUACAUUGUUGCUUACUGUAGGCCAAACAUGCCUUACAUAUGUGGCUAUCUCCAAUUAUCUGGGAUUUAUACUAUUAUUUCUUGUUUUUUUCCCCCAGAUCAUUAACAUUUUUUGUAUACUUGCAGUAUAUAAUAUUUACUGUUAAUUUGCAAUACUUUACAGCAGACGUGAUGCUUUGCUGGGAUUUCUAUCGCUUCGUAGAUUGCUAUCUUGUCACUUUGUGAAUUGAAUUAAGCAGGAGUCACUGACUUAAUAAUUUUUAUUGAAUGCCCCAUAACAUUUAAAUCCAUAAAGAGGGGCAUAAAUUGUUUAUAAAAUGUAUAUAUAUACAUUAAUAUGUAUGUAUAUAUAUAAAUAUAUAGAAUAAAAAGCAUUUUACAGGAACCAUUUAGUUUUUUAAUCAUAUAUUAGUUCUCUGAAGUAACAUAACUAGCUUAAAGGACUUGCAAUAUAUAUAUAUGGUGAACAAAUAUAUGAUGUAUUGAAUUUGCUAUUGACUAUAUUGUCUGAAAUAUUAUAUGCCGUUUUGGAAAGCAUACAAUAAUAGCAGUUAUUACAUAACCUUUGUGUGCAUACCAAUAUAUGUCGCUGUUCCUUUAGCAUAAGGCGAUGUCUCAGCUACUAACAGUGGGGUUAAUAUAAAUACCACAGCUGACUUUUAUGUCCUGUUGCUAAUUUUAAUAAAAUUCCAAUUGUUUGUAAAUAAUCUUGUUUCUAGUUAUAUCCUGUUGUGGAUGGUCGUCCUGUUUCAACCACUUCACUAGUUGAUUAGUUAAUGUAUUUUAUUAUGAUUUACUAACAUGAGUUCCAUUGUAGCAAGACAAUGGAUGAAUAUAAGAAUCUAUAGCCAUGGUAUAACUUCAUGUGUAAAAAGAUGAAAUAAAUAUGUCUGCCACAAUAGUUUUGACAUAUUCAGAGUAUUAAUGUUGACGUUCAAGCAAUUGUAGCCAUGGUUGGACUUUUAUUCCACUGCUAAUCUCUAAUGAGGUAGCGUAUUACCUGUAAAGUGAGGUUUUAAACAAGAAAUAGUUUACCUAACUGAUGUUCCUGUUUAUACUAGCGUGGACAAUGUUUGCAAAAGACACAUUACGUUACGUAAACUGCUUGCUGUUUUUUUGGUGUUAUUUAAAGCAACCCUGCAGUAAAAUCUUAUUUUUAGACAAA